Messenger RNA from Magallana angulata, 1301 nucleotides. Its product is annotated as G kinase-anchoring protein 1-like. Gene Ontology annotation, biological process: signal transduction. Bases 81 to 1049 code for a protein of 322 amino acids. Lineage: Eukaryota; Metazoa; Mollusca; Bivalvia; Ostreida; Ostreidae. Gene Ontology annotation, cellular component: Golgi apparatus. The record is from RefSeq and is a predicted model, not a curated record. The transcript is spliced from 10 exons.
UCGGGAUACAUUAAUGCACAAAAUUUUGCAAACAACGUGAGAUUGAUGAAUAACAAAAAAAACAUAAAAACAUCUGGAAAAUGGCAAAAGUUGUGGCGUCUAGAUUUGCUCUGUUAAAAGUUGAAGGAGAUGAUGAUGACAAGGAAAAGAAAGCUGCCCAAAAAGCUACCAAUGCACAGACCAACAAGAAAAAGAACAAAAAGAAGAAAGGCGGCCAACAAGAUGAGGAGUUGCGGAGUUUGGCGUUUGGUCGACCAACAUCAGGCCAGCAAAGGCCAAACAAGAAAAAGACAGCAGCUCCCUCAGAGGAGGAGUGGGAAAAAUGGCAGGAAACUGAUAAACAGGUAACUGCCGAUGCAUAUGAAAAAGACCUACAAGAAGCACUAUUGCAAAGCAAAUUGGAAUUUGAGAAAAAAGAACAGGCCAAGAAGACUGUGCCUGAGACAGGGCCUCUUGAAAUCCUGACCCAGGGAAAAGAGGACAAAAAGAAGAGAAAGCACAAAGAUAAGCCAGCCACGAUGAGUCUCGACGAAUUCAACCAGAUGAAUGCAGAGAAACCCAGUGGCUUCCCUGAUGAGUUAGACGAGAUCCCCAGUCCUGUACCUCCCCACACAAACGGUGCAGAGAUCGAUCCCAAAUUCUUCUCCCACCUCGACGACAGUGUUCAAAAGAUUAUACAGAAAGAAAAAAUACAGGAGGAAUAUCAAAAGCAUUUUGCAGUUGAAAGUGUUGUCUCAGCAAAACAUAAAAAGGAAAUGGAGAAAAAAGACAAAGAAAUAGAGUUUCUAAGAACAUCUAUGAAGAAGUUAGAGGAGGAAUACAAACAAGUCAAGAAGAGGAACAAGCAGCUAUGUGUAAUACUGGCUCAGGGAGAAAUGAAGGAUAAGGCAGAAGUUCUGAUGCAGGUGGAUCAACUAACUCAGGUCAAGGAUGAACUCACAGAACAGGUAGCUGAGUUGACAGCUGAGUUGGAAAAAGAAAGGUCAAAAGUUCACAGUCUCAAGUCAGAAGUUGAUAAAUUUAAGGGAGGCAAACAUGUUGGGAAAUGAUCGGUGCAAUGAAAACAAUACAGGAACUCAAAGAACUCUAGAAAAAAAAGCCAGUUUUGUUUUUCUUCAGUUCAUCAUAAGAAAAUGUGACAAUGGCUGUUCCAGACUUAUUGUUUCCAAGUGAUGCAAAGGAAUGAGAAGUCUUGUAGCCGAGCAGUGUUGUGAGACGUAAAUUGGAGAAUUUUAUCAUAAUGGUUCUUUUAUAUUUUUUCAUUAAAUUGUUUUUUUCUGAUGAAAAAAAAAUUCCCUUGA